AUGUUGGAACUAAGGUUAGUUCAGGGGAGUCUCCUCAAGAAGGUGAUGGAAUCGAUCAAGGAUCUGGUAAAUGACGCCAAUUUCGAUUGCUCGGCCACCGGGUUUUCGCUUCAGGCCAUGGACUCGAGCCAUGUGGCCUUGGUGUCUCUUCUUCUUAGAUCGGAAGGCUUUGAACAUUACCGUUGUGACCGCAACAUUUCUAUGGGUAUGAAUCUCAAUAACAUGUCCAAGAUGCUGAAGUGCGCUGGAAAUGACGAUAUCAUCACUCUCAAGGCUGAUGAUGGCAGUGAUACUGUUACUUUCAUGUUCGAAAGCCCCACUCAAGAUAAGAUUGCUGAUUUUGAGAUGAAGCUGAUGGACAUUGAUAGUGAGCAUCUUGGCAUUCCUGAAGCAGAGUACCAUGCAAUUGUUCGUAUGCCUUCAUCUGAGUUUGCAAGAAUUUGUAAAGAUCUCAGCAGUAUUGGUGACACAGUUGUAAUUUCUGUGACCAAGGAAGGUGUGAAGUUUUCAACAAGAGGUGAUAUUGGAACUGCAAAUGUUGUUUGUAGACAGAAUACGACAGUAGAUAAGCCUGAAGAAGCGACUAUCAUUGAGAUGAAUGAGCCGGUUUCUUUAACAUUUGCAUUGAGGUAUAUGAAUUCAUUCACCAAGGCUACUCCAUUGUCGAAUACCGUCACAAUCAGCUUAUCUUCAGAGCUCCCUGUGGUGGUUGAGUACAAGAUAGCUGAGAUGGGGUACAUAAGGUUCUAUUUGGCUCCUAAGAUAGAAGAAGACGAUGAAGAGAACAAAUCUUGAUACGGUAAGACUCCAGCUUUAUGAAUUCGCUCUAUGUUAUGAUAAAUGAAUGUGAUCCCCUUGUGCGCUAAAGUUACACUUAGAUAGGAAUUUGCUGUAGUAUGUAACAAUCUUUUAAAAGUUUAGUAUUCAUGUUUCCAGGGUUGGGAUAGUGAAACAAUGGUGUAGGGUGUUAUUGUUUUCUUGUAAACCUUCUUGGAGUAGUAUUUUCUUUGGUUCUUGUUCAUUAGUUCUACCUUUUAGUCAUGUUUAUCGAUGAUUAAGAAUUUGA
Cynara cardunculus var. scolymus (artichoke) is the source of this 1066-nucleotide messenger RNA. Its product is annotated as proliferating cell nuclear antigen. Lineage: Eukaryota; Viridiplantae; Streptophyta; Magnoliopsida; Asterales; Asteraceae. Gene Ontology annotation, cellular component: PCNA complex. The record is from RefSeq and is a predicted model, not a curated record. Gene Ontology annotation, biological process: regulation of DNA replication; mismatch repair; leading strand elongation. The transcript has 4 exons. Gene Ontology annotation, molecular function: DNA polymerase processivity factor activity; DNA binding. Bases 1 to 795 code for a protein of 264 amino acids.